Schistosoma bovis is the source of this 1863-nucleotide messenger RNA. The record is from the annotation of a GenBank genome assembly. NCBI's taxonomy places the organism in Eukaryota, Metazoa, Platyhelminthes, Trematoda, Strigeidida, Schistosomatidae.
UGAUUCCACCGAGUCGUUGCCUAGUUUUCUUGAUCAGUUGACCAUCUGAUCCUAGUCUUGAACUCAAGAUUCCAUAAAUCUGACGCUUGUGUUAUUACUGAUUAUUUUAUGUUGAUUUGCUUAAUAAAUGUAAAUGCAUUAUGUGAAUUUUCUAGGUCGUUGACUCACCUUAUGUUCUCUGUUUCAGCCCUCCCCAUUUACUCUUCAUGCUACCCUAGUACAUGAAGUACCUUCUGGCUAGACGACAACCGCUACAAUCUUAACCUUAUGGCUUUAUCGUUUGACGACAAACUUCUUGGCGAAAAGGUCCAUAAUUACUGUAGCAGCAGUGAAGGCGAAGAGGACAGUGGCGAGAGUGGGAAGGAAAGUAACCCUUCUACUGUUGUUCCGAAAAGUUUAAACCCCCAAAAUAUAUCCUAUCUUGGCUCUCCACAGACUGGACCAAAGGGUGUAGUUGCUGAUUAUAAACGUUUUAAAAGACUGGAAAGUGAACGAAACGCUGAGAAAGAACGAAAACUUGUCGAAUAUACCAAACAGCAUUCCUUUAGUUGCAGACCUUAUAGUAAAGAUGAAAAGGAAGAUGAACAUACCCAUUCGACCUUAAACGCUUCAGAUGAUAGCGACGAUGACUUUUUGUUUCAAUAUCGACAGAACAGAAUAAAUGAACUAAGAAAAGCCAACGAAAGUUUACCCACUUUCAACAAGAUCUACGAUCUGGUAGCGGAUACAUUUAUUGAGGAGAUAGAUAACACAAACAAGAACACGACUGUUAUUGUUUUUAUAUAUGAAAAUGGCAAUAAAUCAUGUGCAAAAGUCAACACUUGUCUCGAAAAAAUAUAUCACGGUUAUCCUCAUGUGAAGUUUUGUAGAAUCCGAGCUUCUGAGGCUCAUCUCAGUUACCGAUUCUCUCACCGUGGUGUUCCUGCUAUUGUGGUCUACAAAAAUGGAGAGCUGAUAGGGAAUCUACUUUCCAUUACUAAGGAUCUUGAUCUGGAGUUCUAUCCAAACGAUCUGGAGAAUUACUUAGUUGAUUUGAAGGAUUUGCUAGGGUAAGCUGUUGAAAUUCAUGUUCACUUUUAAUCACUUGGAAAAUAUGAGAACGAGUAAAAUGUAGUAAAGAUUCAUGGAUAUAAGAAUAUUUCUUCAAACACUGUUCGUCGUUCUAUAAUUUCAGUACUGUAACAUCCAUAUGUAUCUUUUCUCUUUAAUCCGAAACUUCUGUAGGUAUGGAUUUCUGCCUGAUAAAACAGUUGUUCAGUCUACUUCAGUGAUAAAUUCGUGUUCUCAUCUUUGUAAAAAAAAUUAAAUCCUUUAUUUUGUGUGCAUUGAAUAUAAAUUCAAAAGUAUUUUGACUCAAUUAUAUACAUCUUCCCUUCUAAGUACAUAAUUGUUCCUUUUAUGUGACCCUACGCAAUUAAUGUUUUUAUGUUACUUAAAAAUAUUAAACCUUGUAAUGAUUGUUAUAUCUUAAAAUCGGUAGUUUUCUUAAGAACUGUUUCUUUUUAACGUAUUAGAAUAUGUUGCUUAUGAGAGUAGAAAUAUUAAGAUGUGAGAGUUUUCAUUUUAUCUUUGAUUAAUUUCACUGAAUUAACGCUAUUAAGUUCACUUCUGUUUCACUAGUAUUGAUCAUCUUGAAUUUGGAGUUGGAUUCAUAUAUAUGACGCAUAAAAAGGAUAAUGAAACUCCAUUUAUGUAUAAAAACAACGAUAUUGUACCAGAUGCAUAAAGAUCCACGGGGAUCAAUCUUGAUAUAUCAAAAUAAUGUCAUGGCAUUAGUUUUUACAUCAUAUUGCAUUUUCAUUACAUUAAUCGUAUAUACUUAUUUCAUGUCAGCCACCUAAAAUGUUGAUUAGACCACUUACC